AUGUGGGAAAACUGUCUGCUGACAAACACCAUGCAGCAUGGCUGGAAGAUCCAGAACAUCUACUACAGUACAGUAACAAGACCUUGUGGUGAGAAAGUCUUCUUCUGCGAUGAGGGGGAGCAGAGAGGUAGAGGGGUUAGACAGCUCAGGCAUCCACAGUGCAGCAAGCCCCCCCUUCAAGAAGCUCAAUCCAGAGAGCCACUGGCUCUAGAGGUAACCACCGGAGGCCUGAACUUCAGCACCUUUGCAGUGCCUGCAGUGUCUGACGAUGUGAAAGCCGACGCCAUGGCCAACCUGAAGAAGCUGGUUCGUAACAGGAGGAACAUCCCCGCCUUUGCUCUGCCCCAGCUCAAACGCCUUCCCGACUUCUGGGGAUGGUACAAGCACUUCAUGGACACCCACAACCAGGAGGGAGUUGAGGAUUUGGAUCGUCUGUACAUGGCUUACCUGCAGAACAAGCACAGGUCAGAGGAGGGGCCCACCUUCAACCACUACCUCACACACCUCAGUGAAAUCUACAAGACCUGUGCCGAUUCUGAUGAUCCAGAGUGCAUCGCAGAGUCCACUAGCAAACCAAAGGCUGCAGCAGUGAUGCCUGCCCACAUCAAGUCUGCUUCUGUCCUGAUGUGCAACCCCUACAUCGACCCUUACUGCCUCUUCCCCCUCCUCCCUAAGGCUGCUCCUGCCCCCGUUGAGGAAGCUCCAGCCAAGGUGCCUGCUCCUAUCCUCACCCCACUGCUGCCCAUGCCCCUGAAGAGCCCCAGUGGUUUCUACUACUACGCCCCUGUCCUGGAGUCCUUCCUGAGCCCUGAGCAGAAGGCUGAACUGCUGAGGAUCUGCAACUCUGAAGAUGUAGAGUGUCUACAGUACCACCUGAGGGCAGCUUACGGCUACCGCCCUGCCCCUGGUCCAGCUCCAUCCUACAGUGCCCUCAAAUGCGACCCCAAGGACCCCUAUUGCUUGCCCCUCCUGGUCCAGAAGGCCCACACAGGCUUCUACCACCUGGUCUACCCCAGCUGUAACCCAGAAGUCGAUCCUCUGUGUGUCGGCAGUGUGGCUCCUCCUGCUCCCCUGGCAGCCGAGGAGGCCCCUAAAGAGCAGCAAUGCAACCCUCUCUUUGACGCUGGCUGCAAUCCCCUGACUGCCACCAAGCUGUCCGGCCUCACCAAGCCCGUGCUGGAGUACCCCCUCAAAGACGAGCCUGCACCUCCUCCUGCUCCUCUCACCUGCGACCCUCGUGUUGACCCAUACUGCAUACUGAGAGCCGCUGCUGCCCUGCGCAAGCCCCUUCCACUGGCCCCUCAGCACCAGGUCCGCUCCAAGCUUGGCGUCCGCGGAAAGACCAAGGAUGGCCACGACUGCUAUGUGCACUAUGACAAAGACUGCACCCCAGUGAAGUCUGGCCCCAAAGCCAAAGCUGACAUCAAGGCUCCUGCCAAGCCCCUCUGCCACCCAUUCGACCCAAACUGUGGUAAGUUUGCUUCACCCGCUGCUGUGGCCUCGAAACCUGGCACAGAUGGCAUAAUCCUGCCUGACCCUGACUGUGACCCGGAGUACGACUACAACUGCCGCCUGCGACGUGCUGAACCCGCCGCUGCCGCUGAUGAGCCUGCAGCUGCUGAGGACAAAGCCGCUGAUGAGCCUGCCAGAGAGGUCGCAGUCCCACAGGCUGCUGUCCCACGUUUUGAAGACUUCCUCAGGGCUGUCAUGAGCCAGUACAAGUAGAUUUAAGAAAUAACAUGAAAUCAGAAUCAACAGCACCUGGUAGAUAAUCUACCUGGAA
Scomber japonicus (chub mackerel) is the source of this 1783-nucleotide messenger RNA. It is a transcript of the gene and2, whose product is annotated as actinodin2. The transcript has 5 exons. NCBI's taxonomy places the organism in Eukaryota, Metazoa, Chordata, Actinopteri, Scombriformes, Scombridae. Bases 1 to 1725 code for a protein of 574 amino acids. The record is from RefSeq and is a predicted model, not a curated record.